AUGCGUAUUGGCCACGAGGGCCUCGGCACGCCUGGUUCCGGAAGUCUCCGCUCGUGCGGGCUUCCUGUUCCGGUGUCUGUCUCCACGUGGGGGGCUGAGACGGCCCCACGGCCGGCCUCAGGCGGCUUCCCCCAGUACUUGCUGCCUGCGGGGGGCCUUUGUCCUUCCCCAAAAAGACUGAGUUGUGCCAAGGGAGGAAUGCUCCCUGUCCUCCUGACAAUCAGGCCCUUCCAGGAAUCAGUGACAUUCAGGGAUGUGGCUGUGGACUUCACCCAGGAGGAAUGGGAAUACCUGGACCUUUCUGAGAAGGAGCUCUACAGGGAUGUGAUGCUGGAGAAUUACAGACACCUGGUCCAUCUAGGACUUGCCGUCUCCAAGCCGGAUGUGAUCUGCCACUUAGAGCGAGGGGAACCUCCUUGGCAGCCAGAAAGUCAAGUUACAAGGACCAGGUUUCCAGAUUGGGAGUAUAUUCCUGAAACCAAGGAUUCAUCUCCAAAGCUGGGCAUUUCUAUUGAACCUUCAUCCAAGGAAGAAUGUGCAAAGGUUCAUCUCUUUGUCUCGAAUUUUACAAAAUCCCUGGGGUGUGAUGCCAGUUUACAGAGGCAACAGAACACUGAGGAGAAAUAUUCUUGGAUUCAUUCUGGAAAGAAUAAAUGUCUUAUCUGUGGAUUGUCCCUCUAUAGCAAGGCAAGUCUUAUUCGACAUGUGAGAAUUCAUACUGGAGAAAAACCUUAUAAAUGUAGUGAAUGUGGGAAUGCUUUCCGUGAAGGUGUGAUCCUUAAUGUCCAUCAAAGAAUUCAUAGUGAAGUGAGAUCUUAUGAAUGCCGUGAAUGUGGGAAGACCUUCUGCUCAAAGGUGGGAGUUACCCGUCAUGAGAAAAUUCAUACUGGAAUAAAACCUUAUGAAUGCCAUGAAUGUGGGAAGGCCUUCCUUCAGAGGUCAUAUCUUACUCAACAUGUGCAGAUGCAUUCUGGGGAGAAACCUUUUAAAUGUCAUGUGUGUGGGAACGCCUUCCUGCGGAGGACAGGUCUGAAGCAACACGUGAGAAUUCACACCGGAGAGAAACCUUAUAAAUGUAAAGAAUGUGGGAAGGCCUUCUCUGCCAGGAAUCGUCUUUAUUUGCACAUGAGAAUACAUACUGGAGUGAAACCUUAUGGAUGUCAUAUGUGUGGGAAGGCCUUCUCCUCUAGGAAUGAUCUUACUCGACAUGUGAGAAUUCAUACUGGAGAGAGACCUUAUGAAUGUCACCAGUGUGGCAAGGCUUUCAGCCAGAGAGGAUCCCUGACUCGACAUAAGAGAAUUCAUACUGGAUAGUAACCUUAUAUAUCAUCAGGAGUCUUAUAUAUCAUCAGGCCUCCUUUAACUCAACAAAUACUUAUUAAGCAUCUAUGAUGUACAAGGCACUGUGCUAAAACUCUUAGGGAUAUAACACUAAAUGUGAACAUCAUUGCCUUCAAAAUAGAAGUUUAAAAAAAAAAGGAAAUGUGAUGAAUAUGAUAAAUGUGAAACUAUCUUCCCCUGGAACCUGUAGCAUAUGAGUUAGUAAAAAAAAUAAUUCUCACAGGGGAGAUGUUAUAUGCAUGUAAUGAAUUAAGAAAAAUUUCAUUAAGAACAUAGAAUUUCAGAGGUAGGAGGAGCCUCUGUAGCCAUCUAAUUCAACCUGUAUGUGAAAAAGAAUUCACCCAGAAAUGGUCAUCUGGGCCUUGUUUUUAAGAUAGCCAGUGAGAGGGGAAACAUAUUCCUUGACAAGACGGCCUAUUCUAGUCUGGGAUAGCUCCAAGGAUUAGGAAUUUUUUCCUCUCAUUGACUGUCCAUUUGUCUUUUCCUCCCUCAACCAAUUACUCUUUCUUUGGCCACCAAAUAGGAAAAGUCAAAUUCUUUUUACGUGACAGUCCUUAGUUGUUGUGUCCUCCUAGGGCCUUCUCUUUUCCACGCCUAGCACUCCCAAUUCUUUAAUCUUUCCUUCUGUAUUGUGAACUUAAGACCCUUACCUGACCUACUCAGCCUCCUUUAGCUUCUUUUUAUGCAACUCACAAAGGAAGAGGAUUCAAACUAAUAGGAAACCUCAUGGAUUAAAUUAUUCCCUACCUACUUUCCCUCAAUAUUUCUUCCAGAUUCUCUAUUAUCAUUUGACCACAAGAGGAAAAAUUUGGUUUUCACUUCUAAAUAAGAAUCAGAUAGGUAUUACAAUUUAGCUUUACAAAAGAAUGUCCCAGGUCACAUAACCAAGAAAAUGGUGUAUCAGAUAUUUCUUUCAGUCCUAACUCACACAGGAAAAAUUGUGUACCAUAUGAAAAGUAAUUGCAACUGAUUCCACAGGAGAAAAAAGAUCUCUGACAAGGUAAAGGCCUUAUGAAUUAACAUCAGAUAAUACUAAUCUUUAAAGCUUUCAUUAAGCACUUCGUUUUGACCAACCUUCAAAUUUUGCAGAGGUUUGGAGUGCACAAGUGUGUAAUAUUGCAUAUAAUGUAUGAUCCUUGUUGAUGUGUCAGUUUUGUUAAUUUUUCCCCCUCUUCCUCUUCAAAAAAAAUUCUUAUAAGAGAUGUCUCUUUGGGAAGGGCAAGGUAGAGGGGUGCAGAGGGAUAUUUAGACAAUGUAAAAUCAAAAGAUUUAAAUAAAUUUUUAUUUUUAAAAGGUGAA
Molecule: messenger RNA, 2640 nt
Organism: Vombatus ursinus (common wombat)
Lineage: Eukaryota; Metazoa; Chordata; Mammalia; Diprotodontia; Vombatidae
Product: zinc finger protein OZF-like
Biological process (GO): negative regulation of transcription by RNA polymerase II
Molecular function (GO): DNA-binding transcription repressor activity, RNA polymerase II-specific
Source: RefSeq, a predicted model, not a curated record